GUAGAUGUUUCUCUGCGUGGUAGCUGCAGUCCUCAAAAGUGCAGCGCAAGACUACCUGAGAACAUUUCGGGACGUUUCGCAUCAAGUAACUGGAAUAUUUGCAGCUCAAAAUGUAGAUCAUAUUUAAAAGCUUUUACCGAUAUUGUAAGAAUACGUUUAUUAACGGAGGUUACUCAUAAAGCGUUGCUGCGUAUAACUUCUUCGAUAAAAAUGAGUUGGUGUAAGAAUUACCCGAUGGGGAUUAUUCAGACUUGGUUGGCACUGUUGGUCCAUGUUCAAUGCAGCGUGGCUUUCUCUGUUGCUGGGCACGAGAACACAUGCGAGGCGAACGGGAGCGUUUACUACGUGGGGGAAUGGUACUUCUUGGAUUCAGACCACUGCACCCAGUGUGAAUGCACGGCAGAUGGUUCGGCUUGUGCUAGAACCGAGUGCACGUCCCUACCUUCAGCCUGCAUCCAUGUCAGCCACUACCCAACUGACUGUUGCCCAAGGUGCGAGAAGAUCGGCUGCGAGUACCGUGGUGAGGUGUACGAUUUGGGUGAACAGUUCCAGCCCUCGGAGUGUGAGCAGUGCACGUGUGAGGACGAUGGCAUUGCCCGGUGCCUUGUGGCGGAUUGUGCCCCCCCACCUUGCGUCAACCCCGUUUACCAGAAGGGAAAGUGCUGCCCUGAGUGUAAGGAUGGUCCAAACUGCUACGUGGAUUCCUCUAGGACCCAGGUGAUCCCCGGGGGCGAACCAGUGUGGGUAAACUCCUGUACCAAGUGUCGAUGCCAUGAUGGCCAGGAUGCUGGGUAUUGGGAGGGCAACCGGCUGGCUACCUGUACCCGCGUGAGGAGCUGCCAAACGGAGGAGGCCCUAAAACGACAAGGGACUGAUUAAUUACAUCAUGGAGGUCUCCCUUAACUGAAACGAGGCUCGUCAGUAGAGCUUAUUGUGUGUAGCAGACAUCUGUUGAGUUAGGUUACGGUGGUAGUAGUGCUCAUUAUUAUUGAUUAGUUGUACUGUGUGUAUUCUUCUCAAACUAACAAUAUUGAUUGAAAAAAUGAACCAAAAGUCAUGGGGCUAGUCCUGCUCAUUAAAACAAUGACAUGUUUUCAAGCAAUUAGAUUAGGUAUACAGUAAUGAAUACUACCUAAAACAAACAUGCUAACCCAUUAAGACCGUUGUUUCAGAGCUUGUUUCUAUGUAAACCUUAUAUACUUUUAACGUAGUUAAAAAGGUAUAUGCUGGUUUUGUGGAUAUUUCAGCAUCCACAUCCAUCAGUGGAUACAUCUUCUUGUGGUGCUGUACAAGUUACAGUAUAUUCCUUGUUUUCAGUAAAUUACUUAGGAAGCAAUAUGUAUAUCAUGUAGAACAUGAUACUUUACUAUAGUUAGCAGUGUACUUAACUACAGUAUACGCUGUGGAAAGCUUACGACAGUUAUCAAUGACACAAAUAGUUUGUGACUAUAUACCUUUAUAUUUGCUGAUCUGUAGAACUGAAUUUGUACCUUUCUACCAUGUCUACAUAUGUGAUCCAUUCAGAUAAAGCUGUGAGUUUUAUAAAAAAAAAGUCUGGGUGUGACAGGGAUACGUAUGUAUUAAAAUGGUAUUUGUAUAAAAGUA
Molecule: messenger RNA, 1605 nt
Organism: Clupea harengus (Atlantic herring)
Lineage: Eukaryota; Metazoa; Chordata; Actinopteri; Clupeiformes; Clupeidae
Product: von Willebrand factor C domain-containing protein 2-like
Biological process (GO): negative regulation of BMP signaling pathway
Cellular component (GO): AMPA glutamate receptor complex
Molecular function (GO): protein binding
Source: RefSeq, a predicted model, not a curated record